This is a messenger RNA of Manihot esculenta (cassava), 2370 nucleotides long. RefSeq names its product cation/H(+) antiporter 2. The transcript is spliced from 4 exons. The record is from RefSeq and is a predicted model, not a curated record. NCBI's taxonomy places the organism in Eukaryota, Viridiplantae, Streptophyta, Magnoliopsida, Malpighiales, Euphorbiaceae. Gene Ontology annotation, molecular function: antiporter activity. Gene Ontology annotation, cellular component: endomembrane system; membrane. The coding region runs from base 1 to 2370 and encodes 789 amino acids. Gene Ontology annotation, biological process: regulation of pH; proton transmembrane transport.
AUGGAAGCUGCACAAUUAGCCACACAGGCAAUUUGCAGACAAGAUCUCUUAAACUUUAAUCCAAUAAUAACAACAGGAAUGCAAGCAGCUUGUAUGCUUGUAAUCUCCCAUAUUUUUCAUCUUAUCUUGACACCUUCAGGACAACCUGGCCCUGUUGCAAACAUCAUUGCCGGUUUAGUGCUAGGUCCUUCAUUGUUGUGCAGAGUCAAAAGGCUUAAAGAAUUCUUUAUCCAGUCUUAUUCUAUAGAAUACUAUCAAGUCGUGUCAUUCAUUUUUCGAGUUUUUUUUAUGUUCUUGAUUGGUUUGGACACAGAUGUUCCUUAUAUAAGGCGAAAUCUGCGUUUGUCAAGCAUUAUUGCAUUUGGUUGUAUAUUUGUAUGCACACUUUUUGGGGCAGCUUCUGCAAUCAUAGUCCUCCAUGUAUUGAAGCUGCAGUACAACAAAUGGACAUUGAUAAUUGUAAUCCCAUUGAUAAUAGCAAAUUCAGCCUCUCCUGUUGUGAUUCGGAUGGCUGCAGAAUUGAAAAUUGAUACUUUAGAAGUAGGAAGACUAGGAAUAUCUUCUUCUUUGGUGAAUGAAAUGUCUUGUGUAGUGUUAUAUUCACUGUACAUUUCUUGUCAAACUGGGAAAAAGUUUGGAAAUGGGAUUCUUUGCCUUUUGUUUAGUGUGGGACUUGUUCUUUUGAACAGACACUUAGCUUUUUGGUUCAACAGAAGGAAUCAAAACCAAAAAUAUGUGUCAAACAAAGAGGUCCUCGUCGUUUUCGUCCUCGUUUUAGCUACUGCUGCCAUUAUUGAAUCCUAUGGUUAUCUAAGUACACUUGCUUGUUUCCUCUUUGGUUUGCUGUUCCCUAGAGAAGGCAAAACGGCUCGAACAUUGUUGCAAAAACUCUCUUAUUCUGUUCACAACUUCGUGCUUCCUAUUUACUUUGGCUUUGUUGGGUUCCAAUUUGACGUGGAUCAUUUUAUGAGGGUUGACAAUGUUGUUAUGAUUGUUCUUAUGAUCUUGUUGAGCACUGGAGGAAAACUUGUGGGUGCUCUAGCUGCCUGCCAUUACCUAAACAUUCCGAAAAAUGAAGCUGUUAUGCUUGCUUUCAUCCUCAAUUUUAAAGGCCACACUGAACUUCUAAUUCUUGAAUUAGUCCCUAAGGUCAUUGCCUGGUGGAACAGAAGACUUCAUAGUUUAGUGAUAAUAGUGGUUGUUCUUGACACAUUAAUUGCAGGAUUAGUGGUGGUUUUUAUGUUAAGAUCAAAGGAUUAUUACUUUUCUCAUAAACGUACUUCGCUCGAAUCACAAGACACAGAUACCGAGCUUCGAAUGCUAGCUUGUGUUUAUAGUUCGCGUCAUACGUCUGCUACAGUUGGACUAAUCUCAGCAAUGAGUGGUUGUCAGAAUGUUCCCUUUACUCCUUACUUGAUGCACCUGGUUGAGCUUCCUGAGAAGCGCAGGAAAACAAAGCUGAUGUAUCACCAGCUACAAGAUGGUGAUCAAUUCAGUGAUGAGGAAGAAUAUGGUGGAAAUGAUGUGCUUGAGAUUAAUGAUGUGGUUGAUGCCUUUACUGCAGACACCAAAAUUCUCAUCAACCAAACAAAAGUUGUAGCAUCUUUUGCAGCAAUGUAUGAGGAUGUCUGCAGUGGUGCAGAGUACUUUCGCGUGUCGAUAAUUUUCGUGCAUUUACAUAAGCAUCAACGCAUUGAUGAGAAGUUGGAAGAUGGGAAAGAGGGUAUCAGGACAAGCAACCAGAAAAUUCUGAAACAUGCACCAUGUUCAGUUGGUAUCCUGGUAGAUAGAGGACACACAGGAUUUAAGAAACCAGGUUCAGAAUAUGUACAGCAAGUAGCAGUACUGUUUUUCGGAGGUCCUGAUGAUCGUGAGGCCUUGGCUUGUAGUAAAAGGAUGGUUAUGCAUCCUUAUAUUAAUUUGACAUUGAUUCGUUUCUUAUUAUCAGAAUCAAAGGAACAAGUUAAUAAGUGGAAUAAUGAUGCUUCUCCUAAUGAUGAUGAAGUCCUUCUUGCUAUAUCAGAUCCUGGAAUUCAGAAUGAGAUGGAUGAUGCAUAUGUUGAUGACUUCAAGAACAGGUUUGUGAAAUGUGGAAGAGCAAGUUUUGCAGAGAAGCAUGUGAAAAAUGGGGAGGAAACAGGGAAAAUAUUAAGAGAGAUGGGAGAAACGUAUUCAUUGAUAAUUGUAGGCAAGGGUGGGAGAGGCCAGUCAUCAAUGUUAAUUGGAUUGACUGAUUGGGAAGGUUGUCCAGAGCUUGGAACUGUUGGGAAUCUCUUAGCUUCUUCAGAAUUGAGUAUCAGUGGUUCAGUUCUAGUUAUUCAACAGUAUAGGAACCAUUUGAAUGAAAAACAUGUUGAUGAUGAUUUGUAG